Molecule: messenger RNA, 396 nt
Organism: Thelazia callipaeda (thelaziosis nematode)
Lineage: Eukaryota; Metazoa; Nematoda; Chromadorea; Rhabditida; Thelaziidae
Source: the annotation of a GenBank genome assembly
AUGCAGAGUGAUCAUCUUGUCGAGAAUGAUACCGAUCUAGCUGAUGAUAACACAGAGCAACCGUAUGAACGGAGUGUUACGCCGACAACGACUGUACGAAGAGCAAAGGAAAGCUUUUUACGUCAUCAGAAUGAUAUUUUCAAAGAAUAUGAAGAGCAAAUUAUGGAUACUGAUGUAGGAGAAUGUGGUCCAGUUAAUGAAAGUGAUGUUGGAGAAGUAGCGAACGGUCUCAGUGACAGAGAUGAAUCAAGAAAUGAUGCUGUGAAUGACAAAGAUAUUCAGAAUUCUAGUAAGGAGCGUGUCGAAUUUUGUGUUGGUCCUUCAGAAAGUAGUUCAGUAUCUUCUACUGCUGCAUUAUCUUCCAUAGAAGCACGUUCAACGCAUCCAAAAAAUUAA